This is a messenger RNA of Zea mays, 1384 nucleotides long. RefSeq names its product TRAM LAG1 and CLN8 (TLC) lipid-sensing domain containing protein. Gene Ontology annotation, cellular component: endoplasmic reticulum; membrane. The transcript is spliced from 9 exons. The record is from RefSeq and is a predicted model, not a curated record. Gene Ontology annotation, biological process: lipid homeostasis. Lineage: Eukaryota; Viridiplantae; Streptophyta; Magnoliopsida; Poales; Poaceae. The coding region runs from base 372 to 1163 and encodes 263 amino acids.
GCUGGCGAGCGGUGGAGACAGACAACUAGCUCGGGUCCGUCUCGUGGCCGAGCGCCGAGAGUCCUCGACCCCUCGCGUGCAGUGUGCUGCGUCUGCGUGCACACCGCGCCCUCGCUUUAAAAGCCCGGAGGCUCCGCUCAACGCUCGGCUCCAGCGAGAAACUCACGAAAAGAGAGGAGCCGGGAAGCAAAGCGCCGACGACUACGCCGCAAGUCCCAACCCAACCCACCCUAUCCAGAAUCCAGGGACUGGACUGGGAACGCAAGGUUCUGGGAAGGCGUAUGUAGGCGUUGCCGUCUUGGUGCCUCAUCCCGGAGCUGCUACUUCUCCCCUGGUCGUUGGUCGAUUGGAGCCGGUAGCGCGGGGGGGAUAUGCACGGGAAUUUCGGGCCCCAGGAGCAGAUUCUGUGGCCGGCGUCGGUUCUCGCCGGCAUCGUCAUGUGCGGCGCCGUAUAUCAGAUGACUCGACAUGUCAGUUCUCGAUGUUUCAAAUGCUACAGUAUGUUAAAUAACAGGCAAAAGGUUGAGUGGAACAAUAGGGGUUUCUCUACACUCCAUGCAUUGGUAGCUGCUGCCGUUUCUUUCUACCUGGUCAUGAUCUCUGACCUCUUCAAUGAAGAUGCGCACAAUAGCAUAAUAAUUGACAGAAAAUCAUGGCUAUCCGAUUGCAUGUUUGGGGUCUCGAUCGGUUACUUUUUGACAGACUUGACGAUGAUCAUGCUGUAUUUUCCUUCUUUAGGUGGAAAUGAGUAUCUCUUGCAUCACGGACUUUCUAUGUAUGCAAUUGGUCUUGCUUUAUUGAGUGGCAAAGCACACAUGUACAUCCUCAUGGUCCUCUUCACCGAAAUCACGACUCCCUUUGUGAACCUCAGAUGGUAUUUGGACGUUGCUGGUCAGAAGACUUGCAAUCUUUACUUAUACAAUGGUGUGGCUCUAUUUGUUGGAUGGCUGAUUGCUCGGAUAAUCUUAUUCAUAUAUAUGUUCACCCAUAUGUAUUUUCAUCUUGAUCAGGCGAGAUCCAUCUUCAGCUUAGGGUUCUACAGCUUGGUGGCAGUGCCGUCGGUGGUUGCGGUGAUGAACGUAUUUUGGUUCUGGAAGAUACUCAAGGGGAUGGUGAAAACCCUUUCUAGGAGGAAGCACAGCGAAAAUGGGAGAACAGAUUAGAAGGAAUGAAGGAAGGAUGCUACUGAACUGUACACAUGUUCAUCUCAACGCACUUACGGCACUCGCAUUCAUUUCUCACACAGAUGUAAUUAUCUUGUCUUGCCGUCAAAGAUUCAAAGUCGGAAUCCCGCAACUCUUAAAUUGUUGCAACAGUGCCACAUGCACCGUUACUGAAUAUAUAUUGGCCACUGUCAGUGUCAGCGUGCUCGCUUGGGAGCUGA